This is a messenger RNA of Caenorhabditis elegans, 1851 nucleotides long. It is a transcript of the gene gcy-27, whose product is annotated as Receptor-type guanylate cyclase gcy-27. The transcript is spliced from 13 exons. The record is from RefSeq and is marked reviewed. The coding region runs from base 1 to 1851 and encodes 616 amino acids. Gene Ontology annotation, cellular component: plasma membrane. Gene Ontology annotation, biological process: cyclic nucleotide biosynthetic process; intracellular signal transduction; sensory perception of bitter taste. Lineage: Eukaryota; Metazoa; Nematoda; Chromadorea; Rhabditida; Rhabditidae. Gene Ontology annotation, molecular function: protein kinase activity; guanylate cyclase activity; ATP binding.
AUGAACAAGCUUAUCACUGUCAUCCGAGAUUUCUCAUAUAGUGUUUAUAAUUGGUGCUACGAAACUGUAAUAGGGGAAAAUACUCGGAAGUACAAGAUGACAUGGAAAGUUCCAAAGGAAUCUUUGAAAAUUAUUGUUAACAAGAAUGCAGAUGCGAGAAUGCAACGUGAACUUGAAAAUAGAACAGCAAAAGAUGAAGCAAAUGCUUUAACAUCACGACGAAGGGUAUUUGGCUCAUAUGCUCUAAUUGGCACCCAAAGAGCAGAGUUUAUUCAGUUUCGACAAAUUAAACAUAUCGAUAUCACUAAUGCUUCUUUAGACUUUUUGUAUAACUUAAAGCAACUGAAACAUGACAAUCUGGCAAACUUCUAUGGUAUUCAAUUGAAUGAUGAUCUCAACACAAUGACAAUUUUACACGCAUUAGUGGAACGAGGAACACUGGAGGAAUUUUGUUUGGAUCGAGAUUUCGGUAUGGAUGAAACGUUCAAAUCCGCAUUUAUGAGAGAUAUUUUGAAGGGUCUUCAAUAUCUUCACCUAUCUCCUGUUGCGUAUCACGGUCAUCUUCACGCAGCCACUUGCCUAAUAGAUAUAAAUUGGGUACUGAAAAUUGCAUUAUAUGGGGUCACAAACUUUGUGUGUGAUAACUUCGACGCAGAAAAUAUAACGAUGCCAGAUAGAAGUGACUAUACUAUAUCUUACGCGCAGUAUGUGUGUUUUCCGCCGGAGCAUAUUCGAGAAUAUGAUGCUACUGGAAAACUGCCAACCAGAUUUGUAAGAGGCAGUAAACAAGGCGAUAUUUAUUGCGUUGGAAUGAUUUUUUAUAUGAUGAUCGAACGUGAAGAUCCAUAUCGACUGAUUCACUCAGUUGAGCGACCGGGUUCUGGUCUCAUGAUGGAAAUUCUUGAUCACAAUCUCAUGCCAUUCAUUUCAAACAAUGAAACACAAGAGGACACUCUGCUGGAUAAAUGUAAAGAAUGCUGGAAUAGAGAUCCGGAAAAGCGACCGACAAUUGAAAAUCUACGAAACGCAAUUGCAAUAUGUUACGCUGAUUCAAAAGGAAAUUUAAUCGAUCAAAUGAUUAGAAUGAAUGAGAAGUAUGCCGAUGAGCUCGAAACCCUAGUUGCGGCAAGGUCUGCUGAUUUGGCCCUUGCACAGAUGCAAACAAUGAGAUUGCUAAAUGAGAUGCUGCCAGCGAGUAUUGCAAAAGACUUGAAAAACGGAGUAAUCGCUCCCGCUAGAAGUUAUGCAUCGGCAACGGUUAUGUUUGUCCAAAUAUGUGACUUCAUUGUAAUUUUGAAGCGACGUCCUCCAAAAGAAGUAAUUGGCUUUCUCAAUGACAUUUUUGAUCAGUUUGAUACUGUAAUCAAAAGGCAUGACGCUUAUAAGGUUGAAACUACUGGCGAAACCUACAUGGUGGCAUCCGGUGUACCCAACGAGAAUGAAGGACGGCAUGUAUUCGAAGUCGCGGAAAUGAGUUUGGAAAUUCGUGCUAUAUCGUUGUCAUAUACACUAGAAAAUGACAAAAACUACAAGCUUCGAGUUCGAAUAGGAUUCCACGCAGGUCCUAUUGCUGCCGGUGUAAUCGGAAUUAAAAAUCCUCGCUACUGUCUUUUUGGUGACACUGUAAAUUUCGCGUCCAGAAUGCAAUCAAACUGUCCUCCCCUGCAAAUUCAAACUAGCGAAAUUACAGCAAGAAUGCUAUUGGCCACUCAUGAGUAUAAACUGGUGAAACGAGGGAUAGUUCAUGUCAAAGGAAAAGGUGAAGUGAAUUGCUACUGGCUUAACGAGCACAUACACAAGGACGAAGAAAUCGAGGAAUCGGGCACAAUAUCCCAUCCCUUAGAGUCGUGA